Molecule: messenger RNA, 1418 nt
Organism: Camelina sativa (false flax)
Lineage: Eukaryota; Viridiplantae; Streptophyta; Magnoliopsida; Brassicales; Brassicaceae
Source: RefSeq, a predicted model, not a curated record
AAUAAAGUCAGGUACAAUGCUAGCUUCUUUAGUUACCAAGGCUGACUUGAUAAUAUGGGACGAGGCACCCAUGGCCCAUCGCCAUGCCUUUGAGGCUGUAGAUCGAACAAUCAGAGACCUGAUGGCUUUAGAAGAUGAUUCAGCACUUAACAAACCAUUUGGAGGGAAAACAGUUUUACUUGGGGGAGACUUCAGACAGAUAUUACCUGUUGUUCCCCAAGGAAGCCGCCAAGACACCGUCCAAGCUGCUAUUAAUCGUUCUCAUCUAUGGCCUGCAUGUCAAAUAUUCAAUUUGUCUAAAAACCUCAGACUUGACCAAUCAGACGCAGAAUUUGCAGCAUGGAUUUUAACAGUAGGGGAUGGAACCUCAAUGUCAGCAAGCACUACCCCUGAUGAAGAUGGAGGAGGUCGCAGAAUAGCAAUAAACCAAUCUCUAAUUCUACCAAACAAAGGGAACCAUCUAGAAGAGAUUACAACAGCUGCGUAUCCAAGGUUCCCUGAGAGCUACAAGAAACGACAGUACCUAACCGAAAGGGCUAUUCUCACUCCUCGCAAUGAGACUGUACUCGAAAUAAAUGAUUAUCAACUAUCAAAAGUUGCAGGUGACAUUACAGAGUAUUUAAGCUCAGAUUCAAUUCAAACAGAGCUGGCACCAGGAGGCGACUGGAACAACUUAUACACAGUUGAAUAUUUAAACUCACUCGAGUUUCCAGGCCUACCAAACCACAAGAUAAGGUUGAAAGAAGGUGUACCUGUAAUGCUCCUCCGAAAUCUAAACCAGAAGAAAGGGUUAUGCAAUGGUACGCGGCUUCUUAUCACGCGACUUGGGCAAAGGAUAAUCGAGGCAGAAAUUCUCACGGGCACCCAUGUUGGUGAAAAAGUCCUCAUCCCAAAAAUUGUUUUGUCUCCUAAUGACAGCAAGCAUCCUUUCACCCUAAGAAGAAAGCAAUUUCCAAUUAGGGUGUGCUAUGCUAUGACCAUCAAUAAAAGUCAAGGACAAAGUUUGAAUCAAGUUGCUCUCUAUUUACCACAUUCAGUCUUCACUCACAGGCAGUUGUAUGUAGCUCUAUCUCGUGUAACUUCGAACUCAGGUUUGAAAAUCCUAGACGCUACCGCAGACAAACAUGGUACUGGAGGGGUCAUGAAUAUUGUCUACAAAGAAGUAUUCACCAACAUUACAACUUAAAGAGGUAAAAGAAGAGGACAGAACUCAUUGGCUAAUUCGCCUCUAUUCCAACCCCCAAAUUGCAGCAAAAGCAAUUACGUACACUUUUUAAAAACUCCAGAGAAAUGAACAUUUUCAAAUACAAGACUUGCUUAAUCUAAAUUCGUUAACGUUCCUUUUAAAUUAUCACAUAUGUAUUAUACAUCUUUAUAACGAACCAUUAUUUGACAAAUGAUGAGACUACUAACUUCUA